ACAAUACAACAGUCUUGCAGCAAAAAAGACCAUAAUAAAGCUUAAAAUGUUUUGUUUUUUGCCGAAGCUACAUUAAAUGUGGUGUUAUAGCAUUAUUUUUAGGGCCUUGAUUUGUGGCAAUGAUGUGUGGUUAUGUUGUAUUUAAUAUUGUAAGGGCUAUUAAAGAAAAUUAAAUUGCACUGCAGAGUGAAAGUUAUUUAUCAUUACUAUUUCUCACUAACUUUUAUUAUUAUAUGAACUUCAAUGUUUAAUAUAAUUGUGGGAGCAACAUGAAGUCAAACUCAUCGCUGUAUUCUGGAACACAUUGUAUUCUGGAGCCAGGAGGAUUCUGCAGUCACUCUCCUCAAUGCACAGCAUCUGGACAGACACAGAAACAUUGUUACCUUGAACUUUACUCAGAACAUCGAUAAUUUAACGAAACACAGUAUUUUGCACAGUAUUUUAUGAAAAUUGUACCUUGAUUGCAACACAGAUUGCAAAAGUAAUUUGACAGACUGUCAAACCAAAUCCACCAUGGGUCUUUGGUCUGACCCAAGCCUACUGAAGGCUCAGAGAAAGGUGAACAGCCAUCACAUGAACAGUUUUGUAGAGUCCCAACAACAACAAGGGGCCUAUGGAUCACAUGUCAGUAAAAUGCACUUUAGUGCAGGUCCUUAUCACAAAACUGACAGAGUGUGCAGCUUUCAAGGGGCAGCCCCUACACCACUUCCCCCAAGAAAAUACUACUACUCUGUUUUCUUUCAUGCUGAGGAGGUUCCACUGCCAGAAAGCAGAGGACCAGCAGACCUGAAUAAGUCUGCAACAUGGCCAAGAGCAGCAACACAGGAUGCAGCACUUGCAAAUGUCUGCCCACUGCCCCAUGAGGUCCAUUUGCCUCCAAGUCCGCCACCUCCACAGACAAUGGAGAAGAAGUAUCCAGAUUUGUCAAACAUGGGGUUUCCUUCUCUGGAUGAUGAAGUGGCCUUUUUUAUGUCUAAGCCUCGCAGCCUGAUGCCUUGUGAGGUCCCUCUGCCUCCAAGUCCAUCACCUGCUGACAUAGUGCACACUCCUGAGAAGAAGUACCCAGAUUUGUCUUACAUUAGGUUUCCUUCUCUGGAUGAUGACAUUGAACCAAAGCAUCCCAACCUGUUGCCUCAUGAGGUUCCACUGCCUCCAAGUCCUCCACCUACUGAUGCUGCACUUCACAUGGCGCUCACCCCUGAGAAGAAGUACCCUGAUUUGAAAAACAUAGGGUUUCCUUCUUUGGAUGAUGAAGUGGCCUGUUUGAUGACAAAGCCUCCUAACCUGCUGCCUCAUGAGGUUCCUCUUCCUCCAAGUCCUCCACCUGCUGAUGCUGCAUUCCAUGUGGGACACUUUAACGAGAAGAAGUACCCAGAUUUAUCUUACAUCGGGUUUCAUUCUCUGGCUAAGGAUGAUGAACUAAAGCAUCCCAGCCUGUUGCCUCAUGAGGUUCCACUGCCUUCAAGUCCUCCACCUGCUGAUGCUAUGCUUCACAUGGUACUCACUCCUGAGAAGAAGUACCCACAUUUGAAAAACAUAGGGUUUUCUUCUCUAGAUGAUGAAGUGGCCUGUUUGAUGCCAAAGCCUCCUAAACUGCUGCCUCACGAGAUUCCUCUUCCUCCAAGUCCUCCACCUGCUGACACUGCAUUCCAUGUGGCACACUUUUAUGAGAAAUACCCAGAUUUGUCUUGCAUUGGGUUUCCCUCUCUGGAUGAUGAAGAUGAACUACAGCGUCCCAGCCUGUUGCCUCACGAGGUUCCACUGCCUCUAAGUCCUCCACCUACUGAUGCUGUGCUUCACAUAGCACACACUCCUGAGAAGAGGUACCCAGAUUUGUCUUGCAUUGGGUUUCCCUCUCUGGAUGAUGACGAUGAACUACAGCGUCCCAGCCUGUUGCCUCACGAUGUUCCACUGCCUCCAAGUCCUCCACCUACUGAUGCUGUGCUUCACAUAGCACACACUCCUGAGAAGAGGUACCCAGAUUUGUCUUGCAUUAGGUUUCCUUCUCUGGAUGAUGACAUUGAACCAAAGUGUCACAAACUGUUGCCUCAUGAGAUUCCACUGCCUCCAAGUCCUCCACCUACUGAUGCUGUGCUUCACAUAGCACACACUCCUGAGAAGAAGUACCCAGAUUUGUCUUGCAUUAGGUUCCCUUCUCUGGAUGAUGACAUUGAACCAAAGUGUCACAAACUGUUGCCUCAUGAGAUUCCACUGCCUCCAAGUCCUCCACCUGCUGAUGCUGCACCUCAUGUGUACACUCCUGAGAAGAAGCACCUGGGUUUGACCGGGUUUCCUUUUCUUGAUGUGGACACUGAAACGGUGCCAAAGCCUGCCACUGCACUUCACAUGGUGCACACUCCAGACAAGAAGUACCCAGAUUUGAGAAACAUUGGCUUUCCUUCUCUGGAUGAUGAAGUGGCCUGUUUGAUGUCCAAGCCUCUCAACAUAAUAGCUUGUGAUAUUCCUCUGCCUCCAAGUCCUUCACCUGCUGAUUCAAAGCCUCUGCCUCCAAGUCCUUCCCUUGUUGAAACUCCCCAGCUUGCCAAGAAAUACCUUGAUUUAUCUUUUGUCACUUUUCCUUGUCUGGAUGAUGACUAA
Messenger RNA from Thunnus maccoyii (southern bluefin tuna), 2598 nucleotides. RefSeq names its product histone-lysine N-methyltransferase 2D-like. The transcript has 4 exons. Bases 514 to 2598 code for a protein of 694 amino acids. NCBI's taxonomy places the organism in Eukaryota, Metazoa, Chordata, Actinopteri, Scombriformes, Scombridae. The record is from RefSeq and is a predicted model, not a curated record.